This is a messenger RNA of Hansenula ciferrii, 1227 nucleotides long. RefSeq lists its product as uncharacterized. Bases 1 to 1227 code for a protein of 408 amino acids. NCBI's taxonomy places the organism in Eukaryota, Fungi, Ascomycota, Saccharomycetes, Phaffomycetales, Wickerhamomycetaceae. The transcript has 3 exons. The record is from RefSeq and is a predicted model, not a curated record.
AUGAUUGAGAAUUCCAUUUUGAACAAUCAAUUGGUUAUUCAAAGACCAGUCAUCAUCAGUUCUUUGAAACAAGCGACAUCAAGAGAUCAUUAUAAUCAAAACCAACCACAAAGGACUAUAUGGGAAUAUCAACGUACAGAUGAUCGUCAUGUUACUCUUCUGGAAUUCUUGAAAGUUAACGUCUACAGAAGAUACAUAUUUUUACCAGUUUGGAGAAUCAAAAGUUAUUUUAUAUACCCUAUUAUCUUUCAACUGGGAAAGUUUAAAGGUUUAUUUUCAAAUUUAUUCCCACCAAGGCUGAUCAAGAAUGCUCCUAAAGACAAUUUAGAGGGUCUUAAACAUGAUUACAAGCUGAAGGUCGGAUUCACUGAUUUACCACCUGAAAUAUGGAGAAUAAUCAUUGGCAAAACGGAUAGAAAGGAUUAUCAUAAUUUGAUGAUUACAGAUAAGAGAUUCCUUGACUUAGUUGCACCUUUGAUCUAUAAAGACAUAUUCAUCAAUACAUCAAUCACCAAAACCACCAAAAUGAAGAAUAGUGAUGAUACAUAUCCUAGAUACGGCCCUGAUUUGCCAAAUAUUUGUAAAGGAAACCACUAUGAUAUUUUCAAAAGAUCCAAAGAAAGUUCAUCAUUUGAAUAUGAAAUUGUUGGUACUAAAAUUGAUCAGAAAUCAUUCAAUGAGAUGUUUGAUGUUUUGUUUUAUCAAGAACCUAACGAAACACAUUCAGAAUAUGUUGAUAACUAUUCUCCAGUGAUCAUCAAUCAGUAUGAGAAAAUUAUAUUCAUAAUUAAGAAUAUUAUGUUGAAUCCAAAUUCAGUAAUGAAAAAACAUAUCAAGAAUUUUUUCAUUGAUAUAUCAAUUUUUGAUGGAUUUUUAGAGUUAAUUUUAAAACCUGAAGCACCAUUCAUCAAGAAAAUAAAAUCAUUUGAUAAUGAUACCAAAAAGUCCUGUCAUUUAUCAGCUUCCACAUUCGAAGAACUUUGGGUAUACCCUCUAUGGGAUGUUUUUUCAAGGUGUAAAUGGACAUAUCCUACUAGAUUUCAUUCCAAUAUAUUAUCAUAUCAUGAUGAAAUGAUUCAAAAAUUUCCACAACAAGUUUAUUAUAAAGAAUUUGCUGUUCAAGGCAUCCUUAAUUAUUUUUAUGGUACUAAUUAUGAACGAAGAAGAUCUUUAUUGAAUGUUUCCAAAUGUGAUGAAUUAACUUCAUUAAAUCCAUUCCGUCUUUGA